This is a messenger RNA of Gongylonema pulchrum, 700 nucleotides long. The record is from the annotation of a GenBank genome assembly. Lineage: Eukaryota; Metazoa; Nematoda; Chromadorea; Rhabditida; Gongylonematidae.
GUGUUGUGCUUCAAGCAAAAGGACGUAUGUUGUACACAGCGUUUAUGGAUCACGAUUUCUGUUUGUUAGUAGGUGCUGCGGACAAUUAUCGUGAUAAGGAAGGCGAGCGAGAAAAUCCAGGAGCGGAAGAAAAACGGAAUUAUCCAAAUAAACUUCUUACUAAGCCGAGUCUUUCGCCGACUUGCUCAAAUGCCUCAGAGCUCUCAAAGGAAGAUGAAUUUUUACAGCUUGCUGUUUUGGUAUCCGAAGAUGAAGCAUAUGUGGUAGGGUUACCGAAUUUUACUCAAUUAUUUUCGCAUCGCCCAGAGAUUCCAUUCGUUAAGGCUCAAGCAACACACGUGUGUGGUCGCCCUGUACUAAUGCUUUUAAAUGGAGCUGGACAGAUUGUUGUAUUGAGCCUUCCAUCUUUAAGGCUUCUUCUUUGCUCAAACCUUUUUCGGCAUUCCAUUGAUUACGACGAUCCCAUGUGCAUGAAAACUUCAUUUUCGGAGCACGGCCUGGGUAUGUAUACAAUAACGCCUUCCGAGGUUCAGAAAUUUACAGUAUGCACGGAAUUGGCGAGUCAAGUGCAGGAAUCGGUUGGCGAUUUAUUUGUGCCUGUUGAUAUGCCUGAACCACCGCGAAGCUCCUUCCUCAAAGGAGUAUCAAAUUUGUUCGCAAGCCAAAAAGAAAGCUUUGAUUUAGAUUCCAUAUGUUAGUU